Messenger RNA from Saprolegnia diclina VS20, 426 nucleotides. RefSeq lists its product as hypothetical. The record is from RefSeq and is a predicted model, not a curated record. The coding region runs from base 1 to 405 and encodes 134 amino acids. The transcript is spliced from 3 exons. NCBI's taxonomy places the organism in Eukaryota, Oomycota, Saprolegniomycetes, Saprolegniales, Saprolegniaceae.
AUGACGAGCCCCAACACUAGCACCAGCAUGACGAGCUGGAUCGAGACGCCUGCCGUUAUCCUCUCGGCCGACUGUGUACACGCGUUUGGCACGUUUGGCAGCAAGUGCUUCGGUCUCGUCUUUCGCGAAGCCGACUUUGACGCGGUGGUCGACGAGCCCACGUCCCACGACUUUACCUUGCCCAAUGGGUCGCCGGCCAUGUGCUUUGAGCUGCAAAAGCUCUCGGAGGAGCACGGCUGGGUCGCCCACGGUCCUCGCGGCAAGGCUGCGUCGCCGCAGAUUGGCGACCGCAUCGUCAUCCUCGUCAACCACUCGUGCCCCGUGGUGAACCUCUCGAACGGCCUUGUCGUCAAGGGCGCGUCGCCACGCACGAUCGAGCUCAUCGCGCGCGGCUUGUGCCAGUAGCUCUUUCCUGACCGUGAUUGC